Molecule: messenger RNA, 792 nt
Organism: Schistocerca nitens (vagrant locust)
Lineage: Eukaryota; Metazoa; Arthropoda; Insecta; Orthoptera; Acrididae
Product: skin secretory protein xP2-like
Exons: 2
Coding region: 1-792 (263 amino acids)
Source: RefSeq, a predicted model, not a curated record
AUGGCUGUGGCUUUGAUGGACACAGCUCCGGAAACCUUGAAGACAGCGCUGUCUGCUCCGCUCCCCGAUUCUGAAGAUGAGAGCUCCACCGCCCCUCAGCCACGUGGUCGAAGCGGGAAACAGAAGAGGAGGGCAACAGCAGCGACGUCAGCUGUUUGCAGCUCGCCGAUCGAGAAGAGGGCCAAGCAAGAUUUCGCCCCUGACGCCGACGGCUUCGUCCCGGCCCGUUAUCGUGGGUGUGGGGUGUGGAAGCGUGCCAUCGCUCGCCAACGUGGCCAAACACCAGCGCCACGUCCGAAGAAGCCAGCAACGAGACGACCCGGCUUCUCUUUCGCGGCGGCAAAGUCAGGGGCGCCCUCCGCCGUCACGGCUGCGUCGGCUGCUCCUGCUCCUGCCGCAUCCGAGGCCGUGCCGACACCUGCGGCUCCUGCGCCUCCACCACAGCUGCUAGUGGCGGACCCGGGUACUGCCUCUCCCGGGACGUCGGCCGGAUCGCACCCCGCCAACCGCCGGCGCGGGGGUCGACGCCCCGUGGGUACCCAGCGCUCGGGACCGUCAGUCGAGCAGCCCCAGGUGGACUCUCACAGCGACGCAGCCACGCCUCCCCCCUCCAGCGCCGGGGCCGCGCCAGCUGCCUCCACCGCUGACCUGGCUAACCUCGUCGCGCAGCUCACUGCCCUGGUGACCAGUGCCACGAAGUUGAUUGAAGUCCUGUCGCAGCAACUCACCGCUGCAGUGCUGAUGGCCUCUGCGGCCCCGACCGCUGUCAACCCUCACCGUGGGCAGCGUUAG